Molecule: messenger RNA, 1933 nt
Organism: Chaetomium strumarium
Lineage: Eukaryota; Fungi; Ascomycota; Sordariomycetes; Sordariales; Chaetomiaceae
Product: general substrate transporter
Exons: 6
Coding region: 288-1820 (510 amino acids)
Biological process (GO): transmembrane transport
Cellular component (GO): membrane
Molecular function (GO): transmembrane transporter activity
Source: RefSeq, a predicted model, not a curated record
UAUCACCCGCAUCCCCCAGACCGUUUACAUGGAUACCGACAAGUACUAGUAGGCCUGUGUUCACUACCAUUUAGCUCCUCCCGUCGAGUGACGUGGGACGCAUUUAUACCAUUGUACCUCCUCCUUCUCCCUCGAAACGCCGAUCCCUUCCUGUCCAUCCUUUCCUCCUCUCUCCCUUCCUUCGGCGGCAACGGGAAUCUCGUUGAACAAGACAUCUUCUUGUUCUUAUCUUGUCCCACCAUACAAUCACCCACGAAGACCAGGACCAGACCAAGCAUACACACACCAUGGCAUCCUCGCAGGAAGAAAAGACCACCUUCGAAAAUGUCGAGGCGGCCGACUACUCGGACCGCGCCAACAGCGCCGCCACCACGGGCCACAAAGUCGAGGCCGUCGCCGGAUCCACCAAGGACGGCGGCGCCAUCUCGCCGGACGACUUUGGCUUCUCGCCCGAGGAGCAGAAAAAGAUCCUCCGGCGGGUCGACCGCCGGCUGGUGCUGACGGUGGGCGCCAUGUACUGCAUCAGUCUGAUGGACCGGACGAACCUGGGGGCGGCCAACAUUGCGGGCAUGGGCAAGGAGCUGAUGUUGAUUGGGAAUCGAUACAGCAUCAUCUCGCUCGUCUUCUUCGUCACCUACAUUGUCUUCCAGCCGCCAUCGACCAUCAUCGUGCGCAAGAUCGGGCCGCGCAUCCACCUCGCGGCCAUCACGCUGCUCUGGGGCGGGUGCAUGGUGGGGAUGGGCUUUGUCAAGACGUGGGAGGCGAUGGCGGGUCUGAGAGUCCUGUUGGGUGUGCUGGAAGCUGGCUUCUUCCCCAGCUGUGUGUACCUGCUGAGUACAUGGUAUACGCGAUAUGAGGUCGGCAAGCGGAAUUCGGUCUUCUACCUGGUCGGCUGCGUUGCGUCAGCCUUUGCUGGUAUCCUGGCUUACGGGAUUAUGCAAAUGCACGGCAUCGCGGGCCUCACCGGCUGGCGCUGGAUCUUCAUUAUCGAAGGACUCCUCACCAUUCUGAUCGGAGCCGCCGGCUACUGGCUGCUUGUGGACUUCCCCGACUCGAAGCGGCUGAACUGGAGCUUCCUGGGCGCGCAGGAGCGCGAGUGGAUCUGCGCGCGCGUCGAUGCCGACCGCGGCGACGUCAAGCCGCAGCCCUUCUCGAUGGCCAAGUACCUGCGCGCGGGCACGGACAUCAAGAUCUGGGCGUACGCCAUGAUCUUCUUCAACACGACGACGGUCACGUAUGCGCUCGCCUACUUCCUGCCCAUCAUCCUGACGGAGAACAUGGGCUUCACCGUGGGCGAGUCGCAGUGCCUCGUGGCGCCGCCGUACGCCUUCGCCGGCAUCGUCAUGUUCGCGACGGCCUGGCUGGGCGACAAGUACCGCCUGCGCGGGCCCGUCGUCGUCUUCAACAGCAUCCUGUGCCUGAUCGGCCUGCCCAUCAUGGGCUUCCACUCCAACGCCGGCGUGCGCUACUUUGGCGUGUUCCUCGUCACCGCGGGCGCCAACUCCAACGUCCCCGCCGCCAUGUCGUACCAGGCCAACAACAUCCGCGGCCAGUGGAAGCGCGCCUUCUGCAGCGCCACCUUCGUCUCGUUCGGCGGCAUCGGCGGCAUCGCGGGAAGCUUGGUCUUCCGCAGCCAGGACGCGCCGGGAUACCGGCCGGGCCUGUACGCCUGCAUCGCCACGACGCUUCUCACCAUGAUCCUGGUCGGGUGCCUCAGCAUCUCUUUCUACCGCCUCAACUCGCAGGCGGACCGGGGCGAGAAGGAGCUCGAGUGUGAUGCUGAUGACCACUACGAGCCUGGGUUCCGCUACACGUAUUAAAAGCAGUGUGGAAAGAAGGGUGGCGCCGGAAGGCGUGUGUGUGUGGGUGGGGGAGGGGGGGCGGAGCUUGGGCAGCGUAAUGACGGCCAUGUUCAUGAAAGGGUCAGGAUUAG